GUCGCGCCGUCCGAGGUCUUCUACUGCGCCCCGGCCGACGACCCGGCGGCGCUCGCCGCGUCGUCCAUCGCCGAGGCGCCGCCGAACGCCGUCGGCGUCGCCGAGGACGUCGCGGUCGCCAAGGGCGACCGCCUCGUCGUCGUCCAGGCCUGUGUCCAGGCGCCGCGGCUCUGCGGCUCCGUCGACGCGGCGAACGGCCGCGUGCGCCUCUUCCCGCCGGGCCCGGACGCCGAGCCCCGGUCCUUCGGGGGCGUCGUGCGCGCGGUGUCCUGCGACGGCGCGCGCUUCUGGUACGACGUCGACCCGGGAGACCACGCGGCGCACGCGCUCCUGGGCUCGGCGGGCGCGGCGAUCUUCAAGACGGGCGUGGACCACACGAGCGGCAUCCGCAACGAGGGCGGCGUCGUCAGCCUCGUCGGCCUCCGCGUGCGGCCGCGGCCGAGCCCGCCGCCCGAGGUCGGCGCCGUCAAGCCCCCGGCGAGCGACGACGACGACGACGACGACGAGGCGAGCCUGCGGCGGCGCGCGGACCGCUGGGCCACGCCCCCGGGCGCCUGGGGGCGCUUCACCCACGAGGCCGCGUCC
Molecule: messenger RNA, 585 nt
Organism: Aureococcus anophagefferens
Lineage: Eukaryota; Pelagophyceae; Pelagomonadales; Pelagomonadaceae
Exons: 2
Source: RefSeq, a predicted model, not a curated record